Pteropus alecto (black flying fox) is the source of this 5130-nucleotide messenger RNA. It is a transcript of the gene IRGQ, whose product is annotated as immunity related GTPase Q. The record is from RefSeq and is a predicted model, not a curated record. Gene Ontology annotation, molecular function: GTP binding. NCBI's taxonomy places the organism in Eukaryota, Metazoa, Chordata, Mammalia, Chiroptera, Pteropodidae. The coding region runs from base 140 to 1768 and encodes 542 amino acids. The transcript has 4 exons.
CUCAUUGUUCCCGGCCCUGCGGCGGCAGCAGUUGGUUAGUGAGCGCAUUCUGGCCGUUCUGCGCAGGCGCUGCAAAGGGCUGUGUCCCCGAGAUCACGCUUCCCAGACACACCCCCUCCUAAAAGGAGUGACGUCAGCUAUGCUUCCUCCGCGGGGUGACGUGACCGCCUUGUUCCUGGGGCCUCCGGGCUCAGGGAAGUCCGCGCUCAUCGCAGAGCUGUGCGACAGGGGUGUGGAGAUGGUAGAGAUCCCCGAUGGACGGUCAGACCCCGGGAUCCCCAGCCUGCGAGCUGCGGGCCCAGGCCUCUUUCUGGGCGAGCUGAGCUGCCCACCCGCAGCGCCGGGGCCAUGGGCGGCGGAGGCCAACGUGCUGGUAUUGGUGCUGCCAGGCCCGGAGGGGAACAGCGAGCCCUUGGCUCCAGCGCUGGGGGAGGCAGCGCGGGCCGCCCUGGCCCGAGGGACCCCACUGCUGGCUGUGCUGAACCUCCGUCCUGGAGAUCCACGGAAUGAAGCCCAGGCCCGGGAUCAGACAGCGGCCCUGCUGGACAGCGCGGGCUUGGGAGCCGCACCCCUCUUCGUGCUGCCGGCUGACUGCAGCAGCAGUGACAGCUGCGAGGAGCUGGAGCGCCUGCGGGGGGCGCUGCGGAGCCAAGCGGACGCGCUGCAGAGGCUCCUGCCACCAGCUCAAGAUGGCUUCGAGGUGCUGGGCGCAGCAGAGCUGGAGGCUGUGCGUGAAGCCUUCGAGACCGGUGGCCUGGAGGCAGCGCUGUCGUGGGUUCGCGCCAGCCUGGAGCGACUGGGCAGUGCGCGGCUGGACCUGGCCAUUGCAGGCACAGCUGACAUGGGCCGUGUGCUGGAUGUGCUGCUCGGGUUGGAUCCCGGGGACCCAGGUGCCGCGCCUGCUUCAGAGCCCGUGGCGCCCACGCCAUACCCGGCCCCAGAGCGCCCUAAUGUGAUGUUCUGGACUGUGCCUCUUGGCUCUGUGGGCACUGCUGCCGCCUCCCACCCUACCCACUACGACGCCCUCAUCCUCGUCACCCCUGGAGCCCCCACUGAGAAUAACUGGGCCCAGGUCCGGCCCUUGGUGCUACCAGAUGCGCCGCUGGUCUGCGUGCGAACAGACGGAGAGGGCGAGGAUCCCGAGCCUCUGGAAGAAGAAAAGGCGGAGAAGCCCAGCAGCGAGAAUUUAGAGAACGCAGGCAGAGGGGCGUCGGAGGAUUCGCGCAGCGAGGGAAGGGAGAAACAUAGCUCUGGAUCGCAAAAAGUAGGCAGUGAGGAAAGUUCAGGAAAAGCAGGCAGUGAGAGUUUGCAGCAGGUUGGUGGCUUGAAGCAGUCGAGCAGCGGGGACUCAGAGCGUGCAGCCGCCUUGAGCCCGGAGGAUGAGACUUGGGAGGUGCUGGAGGAGGCGCCACCGCCCGUGUUCCCCCUGAGGCCGGGCGGACUCCCUGGGCUUUGCGAGUGGCUGCGGCGCGUGCUUCCCCCAGCCCAGGCCGGGGCGCUGCUGCUGGCGCUGCCACCCGCGUCUCCGCAAGCGGCCCGAACCAAGGCUGCAGCGCUGCGGGCUGGGGCGUGGCGGCCGGCUCUGCUGGCUAGCCUGGCGGCAGCGGCAGCACCAGUACCCGGGCUCGGCUGGGCCUGCGACGUGGCGCUUCUGCGCGGUCAGCUAGGCCUGGGCUACCGCGCGGCGCACGGUGUCCUGCUGCAGGCGCUGGACGAGAUGCUGGCGGACGCUGAGGCGGUGCUGGCACCCGAUGCCCCUGCACAGUGAGGGGCGGGGUAAGGGGUGGGAUGAGGGAUGGGGAUUUAGGGAUGCCCUGCUUCUUGGCUGUUUGCUGGAGGGGUGAGGAUUCUAAGUCCUAUUUAGAGGGAGGGGAAGUGGGGGUCCAGACUCUGGCAUGGGACGUCAGGGCCUCUGACAUAGCAGCACCCGGCUGUCACUCCAACUCCUAUGUACUUGAAGGGGAUGAGGUGCUGACUGCUGGUUGGGAUGUGUGACUUCUAGUCACCCGCAUCACAGAGUCUUGGAGGGGAAUAGAAUCUGGAGGUCAGGACUCCUGAUUAUUUUAGGGAUCAUAAAGUAAUCCCCCCAGACUUGUGUCCUGAGGGGAGCUGAGGGGUUAGACUCCUAGAAGGAGGUCUAUCUUGGUCUUCAGGGGAGUGGAAACGAUCUGUUGGAAGUCUAGGCCUCCAGUGAGAGGGGGAGUGUAAGCCCUGCUUCCUGCUGGGGUCGCCGUGUGGAGGGGAUACUGGGGAUCCUGGUGUGGAGGACUGGGUCGGGGUACUCCAGGGAGCUGGAGCCCUUGGGCGUCCGAGCCACAAAGGGUCUAGAUUUCUUGGGGGGAAUUGCCCUGCACACUGCCUCGAGGUCUUCAAAAGGCAGCGGGGCUUUGAAUCUUCAUGGGGGGAUGGCAGUCUCUGGGGUCUUGGCUUCCUGGAUCCCAAAAGGGCUGUGGACUGUGGUUCCUAAUUCUGGGAGGAUGGCGGGAGGUCUACAUCCAGAGACGGGAACAGGAAACUGUGUGACAGCUGGAAACCCCGAGGGAUGUUUAAUAUUUGCUCCUCGGGGAGCCUGGUGGAGCAGACUGCAUUCCCAGCUGUUGUGGGGAGAUGGUCCCACGAAAGUGAGGGGAGGAGGCAAGAGGGAUGUGGUGGCCUUUGGGGGUAGCCAGAGACCAGGAACGAAGCCUUCUGGGUGUGGAAAGGCAAGAACCUGUACCUCAGAGUUACUCCUGCAAGUCUCUAUGGAUUCGGGUCCUGGAAACUGUCCCGCUCUGUAACUUUGGGAAGGGAUAAGACUGCCCCCAUUUCAUAGGUGCUGAGCAAUUUGAGGGCUCUCUGGGGAGUCUGUCCCUCUGUUCCUCUCUCCUUUAGUGGCUUCUAUCUUCUUUUGGUCUUGAUUUUUUCUGUCAUUAAACCUGAACCCCUUCUGGCCUUGGUAUUUCGUACACCUGCCUUUUUGGAGAAGCAGCCGUACUGCCCUAAUCCAGGCGUCUCUGUGUUGGCUCCGUCAGGCAUCCUCAAGAGGCUCUGCCUUCUGGUGUACACAGAGAGUGCCACAGUGAGCAAGGCACCCACAGGACGGUUGGGAAGGUGUUCUAGCCCCUGAGAAUGUGCCAUGAGUUAGGCAAAGGCAGAAACCACAGUCCCUGGAAUGUUCUAAGCUGCCACCUACAUGUAGAGGAGCAGCCACAGGUCACAGAUUCUUUGAUGUCAAAAACAGAGGGGACCUGAGAAGCUAUCCAGUAGAAUUUCUUUUAUGAUAGAUGGGGCGAGCAAAGCCCAGACAGGGCAAGCUCUAGGCCCAACAGCCUAGCAAGACCCUACGUGGUCUGGCCCCUGCCUGUUCUCAUUCUCUGCCCUACCCCAUCCCCCAAUCAGCCAGCUAGAUCUUCCUUCCCAUGCUUGAAUGGGCCGCCUUGGGUCCUGCCUCAGGACCUUUGUACUUGCAAUUCGCUCUGCUUAGAAUGCUCUGCCCCGGAUUUCCAUGGCUGACUCCUUUUGUCAAUCAGGUCUCAGCUCAAGUGGUUUGUUAUGUAGCAAAAGGUAACUAAUACAGGUUUGUUCACUGUUUCUGUGAUGUGGUCUCUUUUCCCCCCUCAAAGAGGCCUUCCCAGACCACUGUAACUGAAGUAGCCCACUCCUCCCCCCACCCCAUUAUUUUUCUCAGCCUUUUAAUUUUCUGUAUAGCAAUUAUUACUAUAGAAAAUCACUAUUUAUUUAUUUACUUACCUGUUUAUUGGUUAUUAUCUUCUUUGUCUUGUUCUCUGCCCACCCCCCCAGCACUAGAAUAGUGCUUGACACACAGUAGGUGCUUAGUAAAUAUUGUUUUAAUUCAUUAGUCAGUGGCAGAACUAGGGUUGGAAUAUAGAUUGUCAGCCUCCUGCCACAAGAUGGAAAGGGCGUGAGGUGGGGGAAGAAACAAGCACCUGAUGGGAGAGAAAGCACCUGUCUGAGGUCAGGGGGCCUGGGAAACAAACACGACUUUGCCACUGUCACUCUGGGUGACUUGAACUGCUGCCUCGUUCGCGCAUCUGUAAAAUGUAAGGGCUGGAUGAGAACCAUACGUACUUCCCAGACCCUAUUCCCUUUGAGAACUGAAGAUGAGGGUAACCAUUCUGUGGGGCAGAUACUUGAGGGAUGACUCCCCCGUCUCCAGCUUGAAUUCCCACCGUUGGCGCAAUUCGUCCCAUCAAAGUCAAGAUGGCCAAGAUAGGAAAAAGCUUUAUGUGGAAUGGCUCAGGCAUUGUCCUCAAAGCUUUCAGCCUUAAGGAAAUGAAAUUUCAUUAGCAUAGCUCUAGGGUCAGGCAGUCCCGCUGACACUGGGUGGUGACCUUGAACAAGUCACUCAGCAAAUGGUCAUCCAUCCACCUCACAGGGUCAUGGUGAGAAUUCAGUGCAUGUGCAGACGGGCCCUCAGCCCCGGGCAGCACCAAGACGACUCCAGUCUGGGCACCUGCCGUCUCACCCCGAUGCCUUUGCUCACAGAGUGCCCUUGUCUUUUUCUGCCACUUUGACAUCGUCUCCGAUGUGGUCCCGUCUGACGUCUCUGCUCCCCUGCUCCACAUUCCCUCUGCUCUCAUGCCAGUGGGGGUCACGCCAGGGGUUGUAUCUGAGAAAGCAAGACCGAGUUUUGUCUGUGCGUGCCUCUGUCCAUUGAGGAGUGCUGAUCGUGUUACUGUGUAUAGGUGUAUGUCGGCAUUUUUGAAGUGGUCGCCUUUUAAAUCAUGACUUUUGAUGGCAUUGAAUUUUAGGCUUCGCAGAGGCAUAAGGUUGCUAGUGAGGCACCUGUCUCUGGGAGCAUCUAAGAAGAAAAGACUCAACCUCCCUUUUGAACUGUGGCUGGCUGCCGUCUGGGUGUGUCUGUGUGACACCUCCAGGCUGGAAGACCCCCGAAGACAAGAAUUCAAGGAAAAGUGUGACGGACCUUGGCAUUGCCAAUGCCAGAAGCAAAAUAGGCACAGAGAACCUGGGUGAUUGAGACAAGCUCAUCCCCUUAGUUGAGGUUCCUACGUUUCUGGAUGAUAAUUGAAGGACUUGCGUGCAUUGAGCGGGGAACCGUGAAGGGUGAAUCGAGAGUGUGGUUGGCCUGCGGUGCUUUUUGGGGGAGUGAAUAAAAAUGGGUAGAAAUAC